AGCUUGGUUCAAAGCGCCGCUUGGUUCGCGAGCCGAAAGGGCCCAAAGGGGUGGGCAGCGCAGCUUGGCGCGGCCGAAGGUUUGGGCAGCGCGCCCGAGCACAGGAGGCCAAGAGAAAAACCAAGAGGUGUUUGCAACACGUGAUGGAAGAAGUCUUGGAGGUAGAGCAGAUUGAGCCUCCGGCAAAGCGGCUCCGCCUCCUGAAGAGAGGUCUUGAUGGAAGACGUUUUCAACCGGAAGGUUCAGAUUCAGAUGUGUGGUCAGUCAGCGACUCUGAUCAGGAGUUCAUUCCUUCAGAAUCCGAGGGAGAAGAGUCGUGGACUCCGAGUCCUCCUGCACAACGCCGCCAGAAGACCUUUGCCAGCAUUGCCUGGCAAGAUUCCAGGCUUGCUGUUCCCAGCGAUGCGAGCACGGGUAUCAGUAGCGGAAGUAGCGCAAGCAGCGGGAGCAGUUCGCGUUUCCCAGAUACUGGCUGGGCCGAUGCAAUGUUUCAACAUUUUAGACAGCCUCUUGAAGAGGCUGCAAAGACAGGGCUCGGCUCCCGAGCGAUAAAGCUUGGGACGGACUGCUCUGGCGCUGAGGCACCAUGGUUUGCGCUGAAGGCCAUUUGCAGCGAGCUAGCCUCACAGCUUGCCGUGAACCUGAAGGUGCAGCAUCAGUUUGCAUGUGACAUCCUGCCGAUCUCCCAACAUUUCAUCGUUCAGAACUCCAAGCCCAUGUUUCUGUUUGAAGACUUGCGGGAAAGAACGGACGUGGGCUAUUGUUUGCAGUCUGAGAUGAUGAUGCCAGUGCCUAGCCACCUGGACCUCUAUGUUGCUGGCUUUCCUUGCAAGGACUUUUCCAUCUUGAACUCCAAGCGUCCGUGCUUGCAAGGUCCACAUGCAGCGACCUUUCAUGGUGUAGUGGGCUACAUCAAGAGGCAUCAACCGGCCACAUUCCUGCUGGAGAAUGUGCAAGGGAUCGCAAUGAGGAAGAAAGGAGAGGCCAAGGCACCAAUCACAGAGGUCAUGGAGAUUCUUCGAGCGUUGGACGGCUACGAGGUGAAGGGCUGGAAAGUAAAUUCAUCGGACUAUCAUUUGCCUCAAAACCGAGUUCGAGUGUAUAUUGUGGGUGUACACCGACGUGCAAAGCUACGCCGACCACUGGAUGCGUGGUCCGUGUCGAUUCGGGGCAUGGCAAAGCGCUCCAAGGUGCCAGCGCAGUCAUUUUUGCUGGAUGACAGCGAGAUUGAGGUGCAAUCUGAGCUUGAAAGGCUGGAGAUCCAGCAGGUUGAACGUGGAAGGAUGCCCAUUGCUGGAGGACGAUGGAUAGAGGUGAAUCGUCAGAUCCGAAAACAGUUGGGUGUCAGGCCAGAGGAAGGGCCAUUGAUCCCAAAGGGAUGCGGAUGGUCCCGGUUCCUCAGCCAGCGAGUUCAGGACACUCUUGAAUUGCAGGCCAUCCGCGCUUUGAAAAAGGUCAAAGGAGGAAAAGAUUUGUCCCGUUUGAACCUUUUCGCUGAGAUUUCUCGAAGUGUCCUCUAUGGCUCUUGCCGACCCCGAGAAACACCAUGUCUUACCCCCGGAAGCAAGAUCUGGGCCUACACCAGACAGAGGUGGCUUAUUGGCCCCGAGAUGUUGGCGCUGCAGGGUUUUCCUGUGGAUGAGCUGAAUCUGGAGGGGCUCACGGACCAGCACAUCCGAUUCUUAGCAGGCAAUGCUAUGUCUGUGCCAGUUGUGGGACUCUUCUUGUACGCAAUCUUUGCCUUUGUUGAGUUUGAUUCGGAGCCUGAUCCAAUGACUUUGGACUAGAUCGACUUCCAUGAGAAUGGCGCUGGGCGCCACAAGGCAUCACAUUGUAGAGGGACCUUGUGGAAAGCCAUUCAAUUUUUGCCAGCUUAUGGAGCUUCGAGCCUGGCCCACGUGGUUGAGAAUCCAGACAC
This is a messenger RNA of Durusdinium trenchii, 1918 nucleotides long. Lineage: Eukaryota; Dinophyceae; Suessiales; Symbiodiniaceae. The record is from the annotation of a GenBank genome assembly.